Molecule: messenger RNA, 1359 nt
Organism: Tetrahymena thermophila SB210
Lineage: Eukaryota; Ciliophora; Oligohymenophorea; Hymenostomatida; Tetrahymenidae
Product: transmembrane protein, putative
Exons: 1
Source: RefSeq, a predicted model, not a curated record
UUAAAUUCAAUAGAUAAUUAUUUACUAUAAGAAAACAAUAAUCAUUAAAAAAUUAAUUAAAUUAUACUAUCAAAAAUCACAAAGCAAACCAACUUACUAACAGGAUAACUAACUAACUAACAAACAAACAAUACCUUUAUUCUAUUAGACAGUAUGAAUUCUUUCUAAAAAUUCAGCCAAGAGCACUUAAAAGUGCUAUGCUAAAGAGGAAUAAGCACUCUGAUUGUCUUCGCUCUUGUUCUUAAAGUAAUUUAUAGCGGAGUAACUAUCUUUAGUGGUGUUUCCUUCCCUUUCUAAGAUAGUCUUAUAGCUACAGAGACUUAUUUCCAUCGCAUGAUUAUCUUCUGUAUUAUUACAACUGCUCUCAUAUUCCAGCUCUAUCAUUUAUUAGUUCAAAGAGCAGGAUUGAUUUCUAAAUUAGUUUUAAUCCUUUUAUUGGCUUCUCUUGUAGUUAACUUGAAUAGCCAAUAUCAAGCAAAAUCACUUUUCAUAGGAAAGGAAGAGAGCGUAACUGAGCUUGAUUUCUAGUAAAAGUGCUUAAAUAACUCAAAGUUACUCUGGCCAAGCCUCUCACAUUAAUUAUAUGAUGAAGCAAAUAAAAUGAACUGCUCAUAAAAUUGUCCUUGCACUAACAAAUCAGAUAUUGAAAACAACUAAUUUGCUAAUUUUUAAGCAUGCUUAGCUGAUUCAAAGAGCUCAAUUGAUUCAAAUGUAAGCGAAUCUAAAUAAGAAAAUAUUAGUUAUAGUCAUACUGAACAAAUUAAUUAUAAUUAAUAAUACUAAAAAAUUGCAGCUAUGCAAAAGCUUAGUGAUAUAGAAUAAUAACUUUAAUGUAGUGGAAUAUGUGAAAGUAAUUAAAACUACUUCUUCUGGGAUGUUAGUUAGAAACCUUAAGCAAAAGGAACUUGCUAUUCAAUUGCUGCUAAUUAAAUUUAAGCAGAAAUACUUUAAUACACUAAAAACUACACUCUAACUAUCAUAUUUUCAAUUAUUUGCACUCUUAUCCAAGAAAUCUUCCUCUACAAAUCAAUUUUGAUAAUUCAAUUCGCUAAGUCUAAGCUUGGAGCAUGCAUUGCUUUACCAAUUACAGCUUCUUAAAAUUUCAACUAGCUCAAUGAUCAAAGCGAGAAACCAAAAUAAUCUGAAAAAAAGGAAUAAAAUAUUAAAAUUCAUCUCAUUGACUUAUCUAAAAAGAUAAUUCCAUAAAAAAAUAAAGAAUAAAAAUGCAUUUUAUAAAUAAAAGUAUCACCUCAGUUACUUAAAAGUGAAAGCGAUAUCCAUUCUCCAGAAUGCAACAACGAAUUACCUAAAAUAAUAACUGAAAAUUAUAAAGAUUCUAACCCUCAUGAAUAAAAUUGA